Molecule: messenger RNA, 4640 nt
Organism: Athalia rosae (coleseed sawfly)
Lineage: Eukaryota; Metazoa; Arthropoda; Insecta; Hymenoptera; Athaliidae
Exons: 5
Coding region: 57-1031 (324 amino acids)
Molecular function (GO): 8-oxo-dGDP phosphatase activity
Source: RefSeq, a predicted model, not a curated record
CACAACUAGUUGGCGAGUGUGAAUUUUUUGCAGUUGGUUGACGGCGACGCAACAUCAUGGCGUUAACGGAUACCGAACCGAUGUCACAUUUACUGAGAUUGGCAAACAAAUUCAACUGCUUCUACCUGUCAGGGUUCCACUCGGGAACUUGCAGAGCAUUUGUCGUCGAUGGCCAACAAGUUGGUCUCGUUCGACCCGACGUAAUGAAAGAACUUCUCAGCUACCCACAGGUAUUUCAAGUGCAUCCAGAAUAUGUUCAACUUAAUCCAGCGUUUAGAGACUAUGCUGAACGUAGCACAAAAAUGGAGGAGGUUCUUAAGGAGUGGCGAGACCAUGGAAAAUUUGUUACACUCAAGGGCUGGCGUGAGGAGUGCUAUGAAGUGAGGUCCCAAUUCAAUACUCAACCACUCUUCAAAAUGGAUCGCUCUGCUACCUGCUUGUUCGGAAUUCGAAACUACGGGGUUGACAUUACUGGAUAUGUUAUGGAUCGUGAAAAGGGGCUCUCAAUUUGGCUCCAGAAGCGUAGUCCUACAAAACAAACCUGGCCUGGUUAUUGGGAUAACAUGGUAGGUGGUGGAUUAAGCGCUGGCUAUGGUAUCCACGAAACUGGAGUGAAAGAGGCUGGAGAAGAAGCCAGUAUCCCUAGCAAGCAUCUUGGAAAACUGAAGAGCGCAGGAUGUGUUUCGUUUUUCUUUGAGAGUGAAAGGGGUCUUUUUCCCAACACUGAAUUUGUUUACGACCUGGAAUUGCCCCCAGACUUUGUACCAUCUAAUGGUGAUGGGGAAGUUGAGACAUUCGAACUUCUACCAGUUAAAGAAUGCUUGGAGAGAGUACUUUCGCCAGAGUUCAAGACAACAUCUGUGCCAGUUGUCCUUGACUUUUUCAUCAGACAUGGCUACAUCACUGCUGAAAAUGAGCCUAACUUCAUCAAAAUCGUCGAACUACUACAUGUGCCACUGCAAACCAUAUACAAUCAACCACAAAGAAAGUAUAAGAUAGAAGCUAAUGGCGAAGCGAAUAUUGCUCUAUAAAGAGGCCUUAGGAUAACAAUAGGCACUAAUUUCAAUUGAACUAAGGCUGAAAAUUCAGAAGGUUGAAUGAAAUUUUCUUUAAUCAUACUUUAUGUCUGUUUCAAGGUCUGAAGCAUGUCAGUUACUUGUGCAAAUUCACGUAGUAUAUGAUAGAGCACCAUUUCCAUAUGCGUUAUAAACAACAAACUGCAAUUAGUUAUUUGCCACGGAUGAUGUUGUCUUCACGUUGUGAAUCUGUAUACUAGACAAACGCUUCCUAAAGCAUGCUGCUAUGGUUGAUAAACUUGUGCGACAAAAGUGCUGUAUGACUUUAAAAACUAAUAGAUUGCAUUGAAUCUCAGCAUCUUCUAAUUUCUUGUUUGUUCGGUUAUUGGUUUUUGUUAUUUGAAAAAUAUGAUAUUCACUCAACGACCGAAAAAAUAAGCAACAUUGUGAACCAGAUCAAAAAUGUAUUUAAAAGUCUAAAAUUGAUUGCUAUUUGGAAGCAUUUUGGCCGCACAUUAUCUCAAAUUUUCAUGGCAAACACCUGCGUGCAUUAGUCUUGUGAGGACCAAUGACACAUGACCAAAGUUGAAGACCUGUACCUAAAAUCAUUUGCUCCUGAGUUUUCUCCCUAAUAGUAUCAUCCAGUUAAUGCUGCUCAUUCUGUAACGUGGGAUCGACCGUAGUCUGAUACUCGUAUGUUGUGAAACAAAAAAUCAGUAUUCUUUCUAGUUAUAAUUUUUGCCAGAAAUGAAACAAAACUUAUUGUUUUGCGCCCAAAUCUUCGGUUUCUGCUGGAGAUCUCCUUGCGAUUUUGAAAUAGACCUUAAUUUCAACUAUAAUUCACAAUUCAUCAGAGAAAUGAUACUGUCGGUCCUGCGUAUACUCGCAGCGUCAUAUACAUUUUAUAUUGAAAGAUUGACAAGUUUGUAAGUAUGUAGGAAGUAAUGGAGUUGGCAGUUACACAUCCUUCGUUUUAAUUAGCAUUAUAACGUACUAUACUUCGUAUCAAGUCUACCAAAUGAACUAUCCACUGGGAUAAACAUGAAAAUUCUACGGGACAACCAUUUCACGUGACUUAUCACACAACGGUUAUGAGGUAUCAAGUACUAAGAAUGCAAAUUAUUACGCUGGCUCGAGCAUCAAAGUAUUAAUACUGCAUUCCAAAUUCUACGUUUAGUGGCAAUAAUUGUUUGCACAAGCAAAAAUAAUUGGAAACAGCCGUUUCUUCCAUUUGGAAUUGCAUAUUUAUAAAAAAAUUGAAAGCUUGAUGCAUAUGAUAUCUUUAGAUGUAAACGAAUUGAAAUGUCGAUGAAAAAAAUAAGUUAGGAUUUGAUCCAAAGUAUUAAAAUAGAUAAUCAAUUUUUGAUCUGUUUGGAUAUUUCAAAGAAUCAAGAGUUAAAUCAUGCGUGGAAUUGCAAUAUGUUUUUUUUACAUAACUUUACUAAUUGACAUGAAUUUAGUUGUAGCAUUUUUAUUGCAUGGAUUGUUUUUGGGGAAGGGAACAAAAUCGUUGUGUUAUUUGUGAUAGAAAAAAUAGACUACCGAAUAAGUGUUUUUUUUUUUUUGUAUGGAAGCAUACACAAAGCUAAGUAACAUCACGAAUAUCAUUAAAUAAAUACGUGGUUGGUCACACAUUCAUGGUUAACAGUAGGCAAACAUUUCUGCUGAAUAAUAUUAUUCGUUCAGUUCUAAGUUGGAGGGCAAAGUAUACAAGUUCAUGUGACAACCAACUACAUUUAUGCGAUGACUAAGUGAACUAUGGUAACUGAUUAACAUCUGACAGUCUAUCGAUUACUGCAGCAUAAAAUAAAAUAAGCGGCAAAAAUGUGAUAUAAUAUGGCGUACGAUUUUGCUUUUUGACAAGUAAUAAAUAGCAUAAUCUUAACAUUGUUCCAAAAUGUCUUCGCCACAGGUUGUAAGAUUCGUUCAGUACCUACUUAGCUUGACCUCAUAAUCAAACGACUAUAUCUUCAUGAUGAAAUAAGCAUUAGUUGUGAAGCUAGUCAGAAACAAGCCUGAUAAAAAUUCAUCUACAAAACAUUACUCAAUUUUCAUAAAACUUCAAAUUUCUACUAAAAAUUAUUGAUACUAUGUCAUUUUAAACUCUGAAACACAUUUUCCCUCAUGCGGAUGAAUGGAUUAAAGACAGUCGUCUAAGUUCUUUUUCGUCUUUAUUAAUUUACACAAAUGGAGCACAGGACAGUUAUUUUCAUUAUAACAUCACAUAUCAGAAAUGAUAGCAUAUAGUAUGUUUGCAAUUUAGUUGGUUGCUCAAGCUCUGUCAUCUUUGAACUAUAAGUUUCCCCCAUCUGUGAUACGGUCUAGUAGGCUCUGAACGAACAUAAAAUGGCCAAUACGUGUGACACCGUAGCUGAAAGAUAGCUCAGAAUAGAUUGCGUAAAUUUAGUACUUUUUUAACGAAACUAACUACUUGAUGUGCUAGUCACCCAUAGUAAUGAUUCGUUCUUGUCAGUACAUUUUGAAUUAUUCUCACCCAACUGUAACUAUUGAACGACUUUUACCAGCAGAGAGAAUUACAUUCGUAACAAGAGGACACAUAUAUCCAGCCUUUCCAUAAAGCUGCAGAGAUCAUCAUAACUGAUAAGCUAAUUAUACCACUUUGUUUACCACAACUUUAGACUAUUGCAAUGUGAGCCUUUUGGUUGAUUAUAUUGCUUCAAAUUUUUUUCAAUCAUGUAAUAUUGUAGUUGAAGACCUCAAAUACACAAAUGUGCUUGGUGAUCUUUUGUUCAAAGUAGGCACAAUGAGUAACAUGAUUAUGAAUAAUCAUGGCGUUCAAUUUGUUUGAAUUGGACAGCGAUAAUACCAUAUCAAGAUGUUAUGUGAACUGUUCGCAAGAUCAUCUUGCAAUGCAAUUUUCGAAAAAGUGCUGGAUGAUAAUAUUUUAAAGACAAGAUAGCAAAUUAUGUAAAAACUCGUUUUCCGUUUUGUUUUCAAAUUCGCCUACUUAGGAAUUAGAGAAGUAAGAGCAACAUAAAUUCUUGAACGGCGAGCAAUUUUUUAUUCACCUUUCAUUUUUGAAAAUUGAAAUGGUUAUGCUGAGUAAAAAAAGUGGAUGUGGAUAACCAUUGAGUGAUGUGUUAACUUGAUUCAUGAUAUGAUAUUAACAGCCAGUGCUUUCUCCAAACAUACAUGAUGUUCUAUAUUGUUAUUCCACUAUAAUUUUAUAUAUUUUCAUUUGUGUUUGCACUGAUAAGAUUGUUUGCAUAACUAUUAUUUAGCAACAAAUAUUACAACCAGUAUUGGUAUUGAUGUGAGUUUAAAUUUUUACAAAAUUGAGCACAAAAAAUUCAAUUUAUAUCUAAUUAUCUCAUAAUAAGUUAUUACAUCAUUGCAUCACACACAAAGAGUUGCACAUAUCUGUAAAUGUUCGGAUUUGAGUAAGAUUUAAAUCCAACACAUGGAUUAUUCACGAGUUCGGACCACCUCUAUCAUCGUGCAUCUUUUUAUUGCAGAUGUGAUGGCAAAGAUCAGGUAUCCAUGCUGAUGAUGAAUUGUACAUAAUAUAGCCACGAGAUUGUAAUUUAUUUUGGCUAUGUUUGCUUAAGUAAUCUAAGUUAGUUUGAAAUUAUCUACAACGAAAUAAACUGCUGCUUUAUGUGA